AUGGCUGCUUUUCGAGGCCAUCAGAAUUUUAGAGGUGGACACUUUAAUCGAGGUCGUGGUAACUAUCCAAGUACCCGUGGAAACAAUGGCGGUAAAGAGGCUCAUAUUUCUCACCCUUCCAAUCCUCCUCAACAACCUAAUGACUCUUUAGCUCCCAUUAUCACACCUUCUAUUAUACCUUCUAUUAUACCUUCUCCACCACUUGAUCCUUCUCAACACACUUUCUUCAAUACCUCUGUCAGCAGCAUAUCUAACACCCAUCCCAUGCAAACGCGUUCCAAGUUUGACAUUUCUAAAAAGAAGGCAUUUCACUCAUUUGUUGCUUCGGAUGUUCCCAGUGAUCUUGCCUCCUAUUCUGUUGCAUCCAAGUAUCCUGAGUGGCGUGCAGCCAUGGCAGAAGAGUUUGCCGCUCUUCAAGAGCAAGGUACAUGGUUGUUUGUUGCACAGACUGAUGGCAUGAAUGUCGUUGGAUGUAAGUGGAUCUUUCGCACCAAAUAUCAUCUUGAUGGCACAAUUGCUCGGUAUAAAGCAUGUUUGGUUGCUAAAGAGUAUCACCAUGUUGAAGGAUUUGACUUCGAUGAGACAUUUAGUCCUGUUAUCAAAAAGCCAACUAUUCGUAUUAUUUUAACUCUUACUGCCACUUUUGGUUGGAGUUUAACUCAAUUGGAUGUUAAGAAUGCUUUUCUACAUGGUUCCUCAGGCAUGGUUUUGUUUUAUGUGGACAACAUCAUUGUUACAGGCCAUGAUAAUGCUUAUAUGCAAACUUUGAAGAAUGAUUUAGUUACUGAAUUUCAAAUUUCCGAUCUUGGUGAACUUAAAUACUUUCUUGGUUUGGAAAUUCACAAACAUUCUUCUGGACUAUUUGUGAACCAAGCUAAGUAUCUUACUGAUUUACUUACUAAGUCUGGCAUGCUUAAUGCCAAAGCUUGUGCCACUCUUAUGUCCCUACCAUGGAUUUCGUUACUUCAACUCCUCAUUUCUCUAAUGUAUCCUUAUAUCGACAACUUGUGGGAUCAUUACAAUAUCUUACUUUUACUAGACCGGAUAUCGCUUUUGCAGUUAAUAAAGAUUCUCCGUUAUUUGUGUGGCACGAGGGAUCUUGGUGUCUUGUUUCGUCCAGGAGAUUUAUCUCUUACAGCCUACUGUUAUGCUGACUGGGUCCAUGAUGCUCAUGAUUGUCGCUUAACGACUGGUUUUGUCACCCUUCUUGGUAGUAGUUCUAUUUCUUGGUCUGCCAAAAAGCAACAAAUAGUUUCUUGA
Momordica charantia (bitter melon) is the source of this 1260-nucleotide messenger RNA. The record is from RefSeq and is a predicted model, not a curated record. NCBI's taxonomy places the organism in Eukaryota, Viridiplantae, Streptophyta, Magnoliopsida, Cucurbitales, Cucurbitaceae.